AUGGGAAAUUCUCAUCCAAAGUUCAACAGCAAUGCCCAUGAAAAGCCCCUCGAGGAAGAAGAAGAAGAACACCAAAAUCCUUCCACAUUCACUUGUGAAAUAUGCAUAGAACCCAAUACGUCGAGUCGGAAGUUCAAGAAUGGGGGAGCCUGCUGUCACCCAUUCUGUGCCGACUGCAUCGCCCAGUACGUCCACGUCACCGUCGCCGACCACGGCUUUCCCGAUGUUAUAUGUCCCGGCCUGAGAUGCGGACGCCUCCUGGACCCCCUCGCUUGCCGGCAGAUACUUCCGGCGGAGCUCUUCGUGAAAUGGUGCGACCUCCUCUGCGAGAAGGCCGUUGUUAGGCUCGAAAAGUGCUACUGCCCCUACCGCGAUUGCUCCGCCCUGAUCGUCGACGAGUGCGGCAGGCGCGGAGGGAGGAAGAGCUCGGAGUGCCCCGUGUGCCGGAGAGGGUACUGUUUCCGGUGCAAGGUCCCCUGGCACGCCGGGUACCGGUGCCGGGAAAGUGGGGAAGUCAGAGACCCGAACGACGUCAUGUUUGGGGAAUUGAUGGAAAGGAAGGAGUGGGUGAGAUGUCCUGUGUGUGGACACUGCGUUGAGCUUCGCUCUGGUUGCCCUAAGGUCAUUUGCAGGUGUGGGACAGAAUUCUGCUAUGCAUGUGGAGGGAAGAUUUCAUCAUCAUCUUGUUCAUCUUACUUAAGGUCAGGGUGUAGGUGCAACUGGUGGAAUUGGGAUCCCUUUCAUGACUUCAUGGUGCUCUAUCUUUGCCUAGUUGCUGUGGCUUUGUUGCUUGUGGUUUGUUCCAUGACUGUAAUAGGUGCAUCAGACUCCAAUGGCUAA
Molecule: messenger RNA, 840 nt
Organism: Malania oleifera
Lineage: Eukaryota; Viridiplantae; Streptophyta; Magnoliopsida; Santalales; Ximeniaceae
Product: E3 ubiquitin-protein ligase RSL1-like
Exons: 2
Coding region: 1-840 (279 amino acids)
Biological process (GO): positive regulation of proteasomal ubiquitin-dependent protein catabolic process; protein polyubiquitination; ubiquitin-dependent protein catabolic process
Cellular component (GO): ubiquitin ligase complex; cytoplasm
Molecular function (GO): ubiquitin conjugating enzyme binding; ubiquitin protein ligase activity; zinc ion binding
Source: RefSeq, a predicted model, not a curated record